Symbiodinium necroappetens is the source of this 1884-nucleotide messenger RNA. The record is from the annotation of a GenBank genome assembly. Lineage: Eukaryota; Dinophyceae; Suessiales; Symbiodiniaceae.
AUGGCUCGAGUGCGGAAGUUCUUGCGCUACGUCUUCGACUACCUUAAGAUCCGCACCUUUCUGGAUGUGCCUUGCGGGGAUAUGACGUGGAUGCCAGAGGUGGACUUGACUGGCGUCCAGUAUUUUGGUGGCGACCUGUCGUCUGCGCUGGUGACGAGUCAUCUGCAGCGAUUUGCCGGAGAUGGACGUUUCGCCAACAAGUUCGCUCGGUUUGACAUCACCUGUAUGAUACCACCACGGGUUGACCUGAUCCAUGCCCGAGAUGUCUUCAUGCACAUCGAUACCGACUUGUCGCUUCGGGCUAUACGAAAUUUCCAAAGGAGUGGAUCCAAAUACCUCGUGGUUCCACAUUGGCCCUUUUCCGAUGGUUCAUCAAACGAAUAUCACCCUGCUGACUUCGAGCUGGCUUAUCAUAACGUGCACGACCUGAACCCAAAGGCAUCCCAAGUUAUAGGAUAUCACAAUUACAACCUCGAGCUGCCUCCCUAUUGCUUCCCGGCGCCGCUAUACUGGAUUCGCAAUUCCGCCAUCGCUGAGCGGAAUGGAUGGCUGGGGGUUUGGGCUUUGCCGGCGCUGGGACGCGGGCAGCACUCAAAGUGCCUCGCCCGUACUGCGUGGUUCGACACCAUUUGCGACAGCCGCUUCAACUGUUUCGACACCCAAGAGGAGCGGCGCGACUGCUUGGCCGGAAAUUCCAGAUCGGGAUCCCCAUGUUGUACUGCGCUACACCUCACUCAGAGGCUACAUAGCCUGGACACGGGCGGGAUGUGGUUCGUAGAGCCGCAGCAGGCGCAAUCUCUAUGCUCGGAUUUCGUGCGCCUGCCUAUGGGGUCGCUUCUGCUGGAGGAGCAGAUGACAGUAUGCUCGCGGGCUGUGCUGGCCUUGGCUGAGUUUGCCUACGAGACACAUACUGGUAAUGCAACGCAUGAAAGAAGAAAUGAAUCUUGCUCCACAGUAUCCGUGCAUGCCCGCUACCCUCUUCUAGCAGAGGAGGAUAAGGUCCUCUCCGAGCAACUCCAGAAGCAACGCUUGCAGUGGUGGGACAGGGCCUACCGCAUUCACACGCACCUGGGUUCUGGCUGGUCAUACCAGCUCAACGGCAGGAAGUUGUUGAUGUCCCUGGCAAAUCACACUGCAGCUUGCGACGAACUGGAGCAAGGAUGUGCCUUGUUCAACCCAUGGGAGCCACAGCGAUGCUUUCCUCAUCAUCCCUUGAUCAGAGCAUGGUCCCCGUCCUGCAGAAAGAGGCCUCAAAUCCCCAGUAGGCCUCUCCGAGCCUCUCCGGGUCCGGUAAGAGACUGGCUCGGCCUCCGACAAGACUGCGGUCACAGCGAAAGUGAGGAAAGUAGCCCUGUCCCACAAAUCCGACCCCACAUGUCAGUGACGCGGGCCCUGGAGUGUGCAGGGCUGCCAUGGGGUCCUGUGGCGGGAGAGGACUACUUCGAGACCAUCUCCUUCCUUUCCGCCGUGGAAGAUGCACCAGCCGACACCUUCAACGUCAUCGAAGUCGCCGGCAGUCUAUUCUGGGCCUUGAAAGCGGCGAAAGCCUUCAAACGACGCUCCAGUGGAGGCGCUUGCAAGCUGAUCUUCUUUCCUACGCUGCCGGCGACGUCCCGGGAGCUUCAUCACGACGGCAGACGAAAACUUUGCAACACGACGGUCUACCGAUCACGGAGCAACUCCGGUUUGCUGGAUUCCACGUUGGCUGCCGGGCACGUUGACUUCCUGCACGCCGAUAUCUUCGAGGAAGAACAGAGGCAGCUGAUACUUGGGAGCAGUUUCUUGCAGAAUGUCCGGCACGUUUUCCUGAAAACCCACGGCCACCUCCACAAAAUUCUCCGGGCCGGGCUCGUCGAGCGAAACUUUGCGAUCAGCUUCGAUUUC